AAAAUAUAGAAGAUUUCAUUCGUGAAAGAAGAGUCUAAUCUGGAAAGACACAGCUAGAGCUAUAGCAUCUGAGGAGCAGUAGCGAAAAGAUUAUAUGGGUCACCUCAUUCUCAUAGUCGUAGUCCUAUUCGUACUUUCACCAGCAGUCCUUUUUUUUAUUAUAGCAAGUUCGAGAGCGUUCAAAUGUCUAUAUUUUCGGUCGACUUUAUAUCCAGUUUUCGGAACCCCGAGGAGUGCGUCGUUCGGAAACUCGUACCAUUAGCCCCCUUUGAUGCCGAGAUCGUGAAGCACAAAGCAUUUUUCUGUAACUCGAAGAGCAGAAACUGAGCAGAACCCCAAAGUGUAACGUUAUUCGUAGCUCGCGAGGUCCAGUCGCGAGCGACGAGAUACGUUCUUCCAACGACCGUAAAAAAACUUAUCAAACUACUCGAGACUCCUCCAACUACUGUCGUGUAAACGCGAUCGAGAACGACAAAAAUACUCGCGGUAUUUUUGAAUAAGAUUGUCAUCCUUGUCAAGAACAACAACAUCUUGUUCUGCAUCCUCCUUCCCACGACGAAAUGCGUCCAUAUUGAUCUCCCUGUAGUAAAAACUUCCGUGGCCUCUGACGUCUUCGAAGAAGUCGAAAGAUGUCCUCUCCCAUUACCGGGUCUUCCUCGGCGCAAAGUAGCACUGCGCCGUUUCAUGACGUGAAUGAAAGCAGUACCAGCGUUUCUGAGUUCGAUACACUAGCCAGGAGGCGGCAGUACUCAGUGCAGAGAGCGCAUGGGCAUGUGUUGGAUCUACAUGAACGUGAUGCAAACACUCGGUACUCAAGCAAUUCUACUUCGACGAUGCGGAGGUUUUCAACAUCAAAAAUAAUCCGACCUGACAGUGAUACCAUGAUCAUGAAGCACAAACAUAAUGUACUUCUGAGGGCGAGCGAAGAUGACAGAAUGACUACAUCACUACAACGAAAAAAUUGGGGCAAAACUUCCACAGCAGCUUGGUCCUCGUUGUUUUACCUUUUGAUCACUGCGUUUUGCACGCCGUUCUACGUGCUUGCACAACAAGCUCUAGGACAACAGCCAGAGGUCGAUAAGGAUCAGCUGGAUCCCCAUAUUCACACACCAAAACGCCGCCACGAGAAGGUGAAAUGGAUUGAGCUCGUCCACCACACUUUUCCAGAGGGGAAUUUGACAGAUCAUGCCCUCGCGCUUUGGCAUUUGGAGUCAGCGGCGAAUCCAGUGAAUGACUAUGUGCAGCUUUUUCCAGAUGUCGUUCAGCGUUACGGUCAGAUAUGGAAUAAAGAGGCGAUUACGACUGAUCACUUUGAACUCUCCUUUCGCUUGGACGUACUAUAUUCUCGUUGAUGACAGCCUGUUUUCUUUGCGGUUUGUUAGACGAUUGUUCUUGAAGAAGGACAAAGAUCUAUUUUUUUUAUCUGAAGAUGGCUUGUAUCUUCUGUUAGUAAGUUUCCUACCCUCAUAAUUGAAGGUCAAACAAUGUAGUUGUUCUUGUUUUUAUUCAUCUUCUUCUUCAACAUCCAGGUGUUUGCAAAGAAUCGGAUUCCGGAGACGACAGGUGCAGGACUUGGAGUGUGGCUGACGACAUCGAAUGUCAAUGAAUACCUUCGGGGGCAGACAAUUGUGGGUAUUCGUCCAGAAAAUUUGGACGCUGCGAGCGAAUGGAAUGAGGGAGUCAAGGACCUUGGCUUUGACUUCCUUGGCCAUAAUGUGAAACUUCCUGGCUUCGGUGUCGUCUUCACCCUUGAAGAUAGACACGGAAACAUCAGACCCAGUGUGAACUGUACUGCUCCUACUUAUUUUGAUAGAUCAGACCUCACGAAAAUGAAGAUUCUUUUUAUCUUAUGAUUCUUUCUACUUGUGUGACUACCGACAUGGUUGGCAAUAGUACUAGUUUUAGCUACAACUCGUCCCUCCGUCCAUCGUGUGACAGCGAGGCCGUCGAUCCAUUUUCUUACCCGAGUUUAUCCUGUCUUAUCGUAUCUAUCUCGAUAAAGACCGAGACCAAGAAGAAAAGACUAGGGCACAUUAUACUCGCUCCAACUUCUCAGGCCUGCGCACACCUGCGCAUACGUUUGAAAAACUUGAAUAUGGCAAGAACUUUCCGGAAGAUGGGAAGGGUGUCCGCGUCGAUUUCAGAAACCAGCCGUUGGACGUGCGUAUUCAUGUAAAAAAGACGGUCAUUACAGCGGAAUACAAGUUGUACUUUCAUCUUACUAUCCAUCGUUUACAUGUGUCUAUUUUUUGAUUAUAGAGUACUUAGAUUUGUGAUGUUAGAUCUGGAUGAUUGACACAUCAUGAUUGUUGAGUUGAAUUACUUCGGUUAGAAAUCUGGAUUGACUUGUGAUGUGAUGACUUCAUGCGCAUCUUCAUAAUUUUCAACGUUACACACUAAAAACAGCUUACCACAACAAAUAACAUUCGUGCUCUCACUCUAGACCCGCGAGCCAGAGUCGUGACUGGGCCCAUCUGUGUACGGUGAGUGACGUGCCAAAGGCGGGCAGGACCUUCAUGGGAUGGGCCGGCUGGACGGGAAGCCCGAAGGAGCCGGGCAAUACGAGCGGUGACCUUAUUGCCAAAGUCAGCAAAGUCAAGACGUACAACUAUCCGUUCUUUUAUUAUUCGCUGAUAAAAAUUGCGGUUUACUAUCCGUUCUGCUAGUCGCUGAAGGCAGAUUUUGAUUUGCGAUUUCCAUAUUAGCAUAGACAGUCAAUCCAUUACGAUCCGUAUGGUCGCGUACUUCUACUUUGCUUUGCCAUGUUUUCUCAGGUGGAACUUCAAUUUGAACAAUUGGGGCUCGGAAAUGUCUGGAGUUGCGGAGGAUAUCCGAAAAAUGUACACCGAACUGUAUAAGAAAAACUUUCAAUUCAAGAACCAAAGAGAGCAGACCGAAGCGAUUCACGGGGUACUUUAAUAUCUUUUUUUCAAUCUUCGCGUUCGCCCUAGAUCUAGUCCUGCCAGUACUAGCUUCAAGCAACCCUCAUUGUUCACCAAAAUAGGGAUUCUUUAUUGAUUCCGAAAUCGUAAGCGCAAGCGACCCAGUGAAUUAUAAACACGAAUUCUUCAUUUUCAUUUUUACCAUUUCUUGCUCUUGCACCUCCAGAUUUUGAAGAUGCUGAAGAGCUACAUCGUCCAGUCCCACGAGGCCGAGGGCCAGCAGGCUCGUACCUUGUUACACGUGAAAAGUCAGAUGCUGGACAUGGAGGCGAGCGCGAACAAAUUGCGCAAAGAGGUGCACUUUGUGUUGGAGAACGUGAAUGAGGAUCACUCACCAGAAGGUCGAGCGAAGCGCAAGCAGAAAGCCAUCGAGGAAAUGCGUCGCGAAGUUGGAUCCAUUCGCACCGUCAUUAUGCUUUGGUGUAGAAUCUAGAAGAGGUUACAUAGUCAUAUUUUGAUCUCCUCUGUAUUAUAGUAUAUUAUGUAGGAACAUUUCCUUGUUUGUUUCUACUCGGGUCAGGUCGAUUCAGGAGAACCGCGUAGUUGACCGCCUUAGGCUUAGGUGGUCUUCUUGUUACUUACUCAAUUAGAGCAACAUCUUAUUCUUAGUCCAUGAUCGCGUUCAGGAACAGGAUCACGUGGAACAAACAGGCUCCUCUAAUGUUAUCAGCGACAUGGAGAGCGACACGAACAGGUUUGCGGAGGUGUCUGACAGUGUGGCGGCCGUCGCAGUUCGCGGAGGCGAGGACAGUGCAGUGGACGAUGUUGCGCAGCAAACGGAGGACAUCAAGUCCUUGGCGGAGACGCAGAUGUACUAUGCGACCCUGAUGAACAUGGUCGUCAUCUCCACGCUGAUCAUUUUGGUCGCCAUCAUCGGGUCCAAGAUCAUGUACUACGAGAAGAAACACCUCUUGUAAGGUGCAAAAAUGGGGUGGAGUGAAGAAGGAGGUGGUUAUCAUGAAGAAGUAGUCCCUAAUAGGAGAAGGACUACGCGAGGGGGAGAAGGAGAAGAUGAAGAACUAGAUUUUUUGGAGAAAAAUAUCGUUCUUCUGGUGCUCAGGCUCACGCUCAGGUGCCAGGAGACGACUUCUAGACUACACACAUACUGAACGCAUCAACACGGUAGUUAGAGAGCUUCUUAUUUCCAAUUCCAACAACAACGCAGCAGGAUCAUCAGACCCAAGUGGAUCAGACCCAAGUGGACCUUGAUUGUCCAGCGCAGGAGAGGAAAAAAGGGGGUGCUGAUUCCUGAAAAGUCCCAAGAGGUAGAAGGCGAACAACCCAGAUUCAAAUUUCUUUCUUGUAAGAUUGUGGGCGUAUAUCCCUGCGCACACUUUAUUGAACAGGAAUUACCAAAGAAGACCACCCGCCUGUCGCAAUUGCUACCUUACCGAUGUCAUUGUUCAUAGGAGAAAAAAUAUUGUAAUAAUUAGGAUACAAAUAUGGCAAAAACACCUUAUUUCAUUCCAUUUUGAGCAUAACGAUGCCAAACUGUAACCUCUGAAAAACUGUAACACCGUUCACAAACAUUCAUAAUUGACCCAAUAAUCUUCAUUUCAAUUUGCACUUCGCAAGCAAGCAUAGCAGCCUCAAGUUUUGUAAAAAAUUUACUGCACUUGCAACGCUGACAAUAAAAUAUUGUAUUAACAACUAAAACUAGAGCAGAAAGAUGCACCAGAAGUAGCACCGCCAGGUGAAAUAUGGUCGUUGUUUUGAUGAUGCUUCCCUUCCCCAAAUCGUACCCACAUCGUCCGAAGAGGACAUCAGAACUGUUCUUUCAUGAUAUAGCUGUAUCAAGAUGCCAACUGAAGGAAAAUACACCUUGUUCGGACAAGGUACUUAUUUGUUAAAUUGUCAUGGUUUGUGCCUCACUAACCCAACUCAUGAAGUAGCUAGCUUCGCCUAUCCAAAAAUCGAAUAGCUCAACAAUUUUCUAAGAAUUAGACUUCUUACUUGUGCCUAGAAGAUAAUUAAUUACACGAACUUCAUCGCUAGCCUACUCAUGUUCUAUAUAAUGUCAUGUAGCCAGUCGCCCUUGCAAAUUUUGACACUACUUCACUUCAAGAAAAGAAACCUGUGUUGAAUCAUUGAGUAUCUAGUUCCAAAACCUGUGUAACAGGUUCACAAUUGUACUCAAGAUCUACAACUGAGACGAACCCAAAAAAUUGUUGUGCUGCUUGCUACCGUUAUACUAAGUAGUUGUUUCGAGUUGUAUCCAGACGCGAACGCAAGGUAAUAUUCCAAGAAGAAGGAGGCAACACCGACAACUCACUGCAACACGUGAAGAUGAAAUGCUGAGCUCAUAGCAGGAUAUUUCAAUUUGACAAUCGAAUGAAAAAGGACAAGUUUAUUACAAUCGGUGACGAAAGUACCCCAGUGAAAUUACAUGCCCCCGUACGGAUUCCAAACGACAUUCUCCUAUUGACCUACUUACUCGCAAAAUAUCAUUAUCAAAGAAAGCGUCCCCCCACAACUUCAGAUUCUGAAAUCAAAUGCGAAUUCACUCCAAACAAAUCGAGGAACAUCGUUCUCCAUAAACUCCUCAAUCAAGAUGGAUGAAAGAAUUUUUGUACAACUAGCUCUAGCACCCCUACCCUACCUCACCAUGACCCAUAAGUAGAAGACGGAUAGAGCUUUUGUAGCUCUCGGGAUGAAAAAGUCCAGAAUUCGAAUUAUUGUUCUGUGUUUCCUGCCGCCCGACCGAAACAGACUGGAUUACAAUUGCUGAAAUAAAUGGGACAAGAAAUCAAUCAU
Messenger RNA from Amoebophrya sp. A25, 5696 nucleotides. The record is from the annotation of a GenBank genome assembly. Lineage: Eukaryota; Dinophyceae; Syndiniales; Amoebophryaceae.